Bipolaris oryzae ATCC 44560 is the source of this 489-nucleotide messenger RNA. RefSeq lists its product as uncharacterized. The transcript has a single exon. The coding region runs from base 1 to 489 and encodes 162 amino acids. Lineage: Eukaryota; Fungi; Ascomycota; Dothideomycetes; Pleosporales; Pleosporaceae. The record is from RefSeq and is a predicted model, not a curated record.
AUGUAUUACGAACCGAGCAUAGAUCCCCUAGAGGAGUACGAAUGGACCAAGCUCCCCUACAAACUCACAGUUCUAGUCCCGCCACGCCCACCGCGCCGAUGGAUGUCGCUGAAACCAGGAAAUACACCCGGUCGCAACAAUACCCACGAUAUCCCAGAACUGCCGCGUCCAAACUCACAUGCUGACUUUAGCCGUGUGUCGCUUGAAGACUUGCUGGGAUUGCCGACGAAAACCGUAAUCGUAAAGAGCGAUGGGUUUCCGCGCGACAUGCGGUGUAAACACGCACAAGGUGCGAAUGGAGCGGAAGUGGGGGCAAGAGGGUGUAAAGAAGGAUGUUAUGUGCUGGAGAAAGGAGGUGAAAUAAGCAGUUGGAGGUGCGCGAGUAACGAGUGUGAAGGGCAUGUGUACUGUGGAAAAGUGAUGAAGGAUAAACAUGGAAAUUGCUGUUUUGGGAAAAAAGGGGAGCGAAUGGUUUGUCUUCAGACAUAA